Messenger RNA from Gryllus bimaculatus (two-spotted cricket), 2222 nucleotides. The record is from the annotation of a GenBank genome assembly. Lineage: Eukaryota; Metazoa; Arthropoda; Insecta; Orthoptera; Gryllidae.
AUGUUUGGAAAGAGGCAAAGGCUCCUAAAAAGAGCAAGAAAAAAGUUCGCAAGGAUCAGUGAGACAAUAGUGGGGAGAUGCAAUGAGACUCUGUCCGUCUUUUGAAGAUGAAACAAGAGUUAUUUUUCUAUGAGCAAGUGAGCAUGAUCAAUAAGUUAUAGCUUCCAGUGGUGGAUUCCAAGGCCUAUGAGCUAAGAUAUUUGUUGUGACUGUAACAUGCAGAAACAAUAUUGUUCCCACCUUACAAUAAUUUUUUUAAUGUUCCGGGUCUGUUUACAUCUUACCUAGUAUGUGCAAGGACUCACUUACAUGUGUGCAAAUAUUGGCAUGGAUAUGUGUUGUUCACAGGACAAUGCAUAUUUGCAUUAAUGCAUUGUUGUUCAAUCAGACACACAUUCCUUUCAUGUAAGUGGGUAAGUGCACUUGGGGUACAUGUAUGUGAGUUAAUGUAUGUUUGUGGUAAAUCUUAUGUGCAAAAGAUUGUAAGACUUUCUGUAAUCUGAAGGCGUUUUUAUUUGAUGAUGAAUAUAUAUUUAUAAGUUUUUGUUUCCUUGGUGCCAAUGAUAACAAAAAAUUUAAUAAUGUUGUUAUUGGUGUUGUUGAUGUUGUUGUUGAUGUUGUUGUGGUAAAAUGACUUAUAAACAUGGGUGUUUUGGACAUCAGUUGCAGUCUUACCAUUCCAUUGGGGAAAUCAGUCAAAUAUUUAAAUAACAUGGUGCAGGAAAAUGAGUAUUUUGUAUUAUUUGUAUUAAACAUAAAUAAUUUAAUAUAAAAAAUGCAUUACGAUAUGACCAAAUAAUGAGAAAAAUCAAGAAAAUGUAUGACAUAAGUAUGUAAUUAUAAAAAUGUAUUACAAUAUGGCCAAAUAAUGAGAAAAAUCAUGAAAAUGUAUCACAAAUUAUAAGUAUGUAAUUAUAAAAAAUGCAUGAUAAUAUGACCAAAUAAUAAGAAAAAUCAAGAAAAUGUAUGACAUAUUAUAAGUGCAUUGUGUGUUGUGAAUAUUUAUAAAUUUAAAUGACAGUGUAAUACACAGAGAUUAUUGUACUCUAGAUUUAAUGAACAACUUGUGAAAUAUAAAUAACUAAGAAUUAUAGAAAGGCUAUAGCCAUUAUUAUUGGCUGAAAGCAAGACACCAACUCAGAAAUUAUGUGGUGUCUAUAAACGGCAGUGGUACUUGUCUGCAAGUAAAAUUGAUGUGUGUUAAUUUCUCAACAAACUGCUCCUCAUGUGUCAUUACAGUGGCUUUAUUGUAAUAGUAGAGGGGUGUUGUCUUGCAUACUGUCUUGUAUGGUUCAUUUUUUCUUUGGUAUGUUAAAGAGAUUAAUUCAUAAACUUAAUUAUGGUUUGGAUGAAAAUAGACCUAGUUCCUAAAACUUUUUUUCCUUUUUUGUUCCUAUCUUUUCUGUUUUCAUCAAAAAAAGGAGGUGACAGCAUUGGCAUUAGUCAUAGCACCUGCAGGCAACAGCUGGAGCAAAUGAUCUGCUAGGUGCAGAUUCUUUCCAAGAUAGUAUUGAAAAAUGAAUAAUGUUCUUGUGCAUUAUUUAUUCCAGAGAAGCUUGCAUAAAUUUAUGUAACCAAUUGAUAAUUAUGGUUAAUCACUUGCAUCACAUUUACUGCCAUUGCAAACUUAUGUCCAAAUAUAUUAACGGUGAAUUUGACAAAAUUUCAGUUGUAUCCAUCAAAAUAAAAUACUAAUUGAUAUGGUGCUUUAAUAUGUUACAUGCAAAUGUGGUAACUAAAGCCAACUAGCUUGAAGAAACUAGUGGUGAUAUACUGUGAUGGACUUGCAUGUUUCUCUUGCAUAUCUUACAAUUCAGGUGUCAGAAAAUCCUGAUUUUGUAUUUAUUUCAUGUGUUUUUAUUCAUAUUACAUCAGUAAAAGUCUGAGAAUAUAUGGUACUCUGUGCAAGGAAGUUCAUUUUGAUGUAAAUUUUUGUAGCCAGCUGUGAAAACUGUAUCCAAAAACAAGUUAUAAGAUUUCUUUUGAUGUCCCAAAGUUGUUUGUGCGUUCAUUACAAUCUGCUUCUCAGUCGCCAACCUGUACUUAAUAUUUAUAAUCAGAAUAGCAAUAAUAAAUUUAUUGCAACUCAUUUCUGCAUGUAUAAUGUAUACAAUAUGCCAAGAGUUCACUCCUUUGAUUUCUAAAGCACAGCUUUACGAACUAGUUUUGUAUUUCCUUAUCACAAACCAGAAUCUAUUCCAACAAUGCUUCAUAAUCUUGGC